AAUCUUGGGCUUCCUUCGCUCCACGCCCGGUCGCCCUCUAAAGGUCAGCGACUGCGACGAGCGCAUCCUGCACCUGCAGGACGAACUGCAGCUGGACUACAUGCGCUACCAGAACCAGAUAAUCCUGGACACGGCGCUGCACCGAGACGAGAAGCUGCGCAACAUCGCACAGCUGACGCCGCCGCCGCAACAAAACCCGCUGCAAGGUCAGAAGGCGUUCUGCAGGACAGGGGUGUACGACAUCGACUUCGUGGAGACGCUCAGGGUCGUGAAGGUCCUCAGCAUUCUCACGCAGAAGGAGGCCAUCUUCGCUAUGCAGGGCGUCAACUGGGAGUGUUUGCAGGUGCGAGAGAUGCAGAUGUUUGUGCUCAAGGUAACGAAGCCUUUAAAAAUAGAUGACUAUGAGUCGACUCAGUUCAGCUCCCACGAGCAGCUGCUGACGCAUCUGAAGACUGUUUGGCUGGCCAAGUUCCGGGAACAUCUGCACAUGAACCUGCAAGGCGUUGGCAAGGGUUGGUUCGAUCUCUACGUGGCCAAAUGGGAGAUUUUCUGCAUGUCCAAGUUGUGCAAGAUCCUUGCCUUGAUCCGCGUUAUGAUGCAGGAUUCCUUGCGGUUUUUAGCCAGGGACUCCUGCAAGGAUCUCGUACAAGCAGUGGAGAACACGUGUGACGAGUUCCUGACGUGCGGGGAAGAUUUCGAGUGGGGAGAAGACCUGACGCAGAACGUCCUAUUGGGGACCGCAUCGCCUUUCUUCUAUGUAGAGCUGCACAUAGACAACGACAAGGGGCCGGUCUUCUCCACGGACAUCGAACGGUUCAAGGCCAUGAUGUUGUCAGUAUUCGAGCAUGGAGUCACCGUGACGCACGAAGUGCCGCCGUUAGAGCCCAUGGUGCUGGACAACAUCUUCUGGCCCGACCGCACUCCGCUUAGCUCCAUCGGUCUCAUGAACCCCGAGAUCACAGUACUUCAUGAUCGUCUGGAGGUGGCGAUGACGACCAUCGCCAUUCCAAUGCGCGCGUACGCCAAAGAGUAUACCCAAUACGUGUGGAUACACAGCCUAAACAUUGACGAGUAUCUGAAAGAAAGGUACGACGAGGAGGCCACCGCGCAGAACUUCCAUGACGACGCUGCCGCGCUCAUAGCCGACUACGACGUCGCAGAACGUGCCAUACCAGCCAACAUCACCAUCGGUCCCUUCUUCGUGAACACGGACAUCCUUCGGUCGGCCUUGCUGACAAAGAAGAAGUUACUGAUUGACUCGACCCUCGACCAUUUGGCAGGAAUCCUGCUGGAACAGGCCGAGGAAGUGAACAGAAGCUUUAUGAAAAUGUCGGCGAAGAUGACGACCAAGUGCUCGAAAAUGGAAGACGUCACAGAGCUGAGAGAGUACAUGGACACGGUACCGGAGCUUGUACGCACCGAGAAGGACAACACAGCCAAGUUCAUAAAAGACUAUGAUGUGCUGGACGAGUUCAAUCACCCGCUCUCCAACGGCGACUUCAGCGCAAAGUGGGACAUGCUCUUCUGGCCGUAUAAGAUUGACCAACUGCUGGAGGAAACCACAGAUCGCCUGCUGGAAGAGGAGGACAAGUUCAAGGAGCGCCAGUUGGACGACCAGGCGACCCUCAAUGACAAGGUCGACAAUCUGACGAUGCUAGUGGCCGGCAUGACCGCAUUCAACGACAUCAGCAAAGCACAUGAGGUGGCCAAUGAGGUGCGUCGCGUCUGGAAGCAGCUGAAGGAGUGCCAGGAGCAGGGUCAGUUGCUAAACCAGCGCCAGCGGUUAUUUGGAAUGGACGUCACGCCAUACGACAACAUUGCCAAGCUGAUCAAGGACUGUGAGCCUUACCGGGCGCUGUGGCUGACAGGUAGCGACUGGAUUCACUGGCAGGACGGCUGGCUGAACGAUCCGCUACAGGGCGUCGAUGCUGAAGGUAUCGAACGCAACGUCACCGAAGCCUACAAGACUAUGCAUAAGGCUAUCCGGAACUUCGAGGAAAUGCCGGCCAUCAUGAAGGUGGCGGAGGAGAUCCAGGACCAGAUUGAGGCGUUCAAGCCGCACAUCCCGCUGAUCAUGGGUCUGCGGAACCCGGGAAUGCGGCAUCGCCACUGGGAGAAGCUCUCAGAUCUGAUCGGCAUCAAGAUCGUGCCGAAGGCCAACCUCACCUUCUCCAAAUGCUUGGAGAUGGGCCUGCAAAACUACACAGACCAGAUUGCAGAGGUGGGCGAGAUCGCCGGCAAAGAGUAUAGCAUUGAGCAGGCUCUGGACAAGAUGGAGGCCGAGUGGAAGGCGCUGGCGCUAGAAAUAGUGCCGUACAAGGACACCGGGCACUCGAUCCUCAAGUUCAGCGACGAGGCGUACCAGCUGCUCGACGACCAUAUAGUGAUGACACAGUCAAUGGUGUUCUCGCCGUACAAGGCUCCCUUCGAGGAGCGGAUCACGCAGUGGGAGAAGAAGCUGAUGCUGGUGCAGGACGUCUUCGACGAGUGGGUGGCCUGCCAACGAUCCUGGCUGUACCUGGAGCCUAUCUUUAGCAGCGAUGACAUCAGCAGGCAGUUGCCCGUCGAGUCCAAGCGUUAUAAGACCAUGGAGAAAACGUGGAAGAAGAUCAUGAAGAAGGCCAUGGAUAACCAGCAGGUGAUGGAGCUGUGUCCUGACCAGCGAUUGCUGGACAACCUGAGGGAUUGCAACAACCUGCUAGAUCAGGUCCAGAAAGGUUUGAGCGAGUACCUGGAGACGAAGAGGAUGGCAUUCCCACGGUUCUUCUUCCUCAGUGACGAAGAACUCUUAGAAAUCCUGUCGCAGACCAAGAACCCGAGAGCGGUUCAACCCCACUUGAAGAAGUGCUUCGAGAGCAUUUCCCGUCUUACCUUUGAGGAGGAUCUUCAGAUCACAGCCAUGUGCUCCGCCGACGGCGAGACGGUGCCCUUCCACGAGCCGAUGUACCCCAACGGUAACGUCGAGGACUGGCUGCUUCACGUGGAGGCGACCAUGCGCGCCUCGCUGCGGGAGCAGCUGUCGCAGGCGCUGCAGGCGUACACGGAGGCCGGCCGACCCGAGUGGGUGCUCCAGUGGCCCGGCCAGCUGGUGAUCGCCGGCUGCCAGAGCGUCUGGUCGGCCAACACGGACCAAGCCAUCGCUGGUGGCGCGCUGAAGGAUGGUUAUGAGCUGCAGCUGGAGCAGCUGGACGACCUGCGAAACCUGAUCAAGACAGACCUGACCGGCUUGCAGCGCAACAUCCUGUCGGCACUCAUCGUGAUCGAGGUGCACGCGCGCGACGUGGUGCAGGAGAUGGUGGCAGACGGCGUCACCGACGUGAACAGCUUCUCCUGGAUUGGACAGCUCAGGUACUACUGGAUCGAUGAGGAUCUACGUCUGAAGCACGUGAACGCCGAGUUCGGCUACGGGUUCGAGUACCUGGGCAACACGGGUCGACUGGUGAUCACGCCGCUUACCGAUCGCUGCUAUCUGACCCUGACCGGCGCCCUGCACCUGCAGUUCGGCGGCGCGCCGGCCGGCCCAGCCGGCACUGGCAAGACCGAAACCACGAAGGACCUGGGCAAGGCGAUGGCCGUGCAGUGCGUGGUGUUUAACUGCUCCGACCAGCUAGACUUCAUGGCCAUGGGCAAGUUUUUCAAGGGGCUGGCGGCGGCGGGCGCGUGGGCCUGCUUCGACGAGUUCAACCGGAUCGACAUCGAGGUGCUGUCGGUGGUGGCCCAGCAGAUCAGCUGCAUCCAGAAGGCGCUGGUGGGCAAGCUGGACCGCUUUAUGUUUGAAGGCGUCGAGCUGCAGCUGAAGCCGACCUGUUCGGUGUUCAUUACCAUGAACCCGGGGUACGCCGGCCGCACGGAGCUGCCCGACAACCUCAGCGCCCUCUUCCGGCCCGUGGCGAUGAUGGUGCCCAACUACACCCUCAUCGCCGAGAUCUCGCUCUUCUCGUUCGGCUUCGGUAACGCGCGGGCGCUCGCCAAUAAGAUCACCAGCACGUUCAAGCUGAGCUCUGAGCAGCUGAGCACGCAGGACCACUACGACUUCGGCAUGCGCGCCGUCAAGACCGUGAUCGCGGCGGCCGGCAACCUGAAGCGACAGAACCCGACCAUGGGUGAGGAGCUGAUCGUGCUGCGGGCGCUGAAGGACGUCAACGUGCCCAAGUUCCUGCAAGAGGACCUGAAGCUCUUCACGGGGAUCAUCAGCGACCUGUUCCCGCGUGUACAGGAGGAGGAGAUCACGUAUGACGAGUUGGAGGCGUCGCUGGUUCGAGAGUGCCAGCGCAAGAACCUCCAGCCCGUGCCCACAUUCCUGCGCAAGUGCAUCCAGCUGUACGAGACGACGAUAGUACGGCACGGCCUGAUGCUGGUGGGACCGACUGGGUCAGGUAAGACGCGCUGCUACCAGGUGCUGCAGGGAGCCAUCACGCGCAUCAAGGGCAAGAUAGGACCCGACGGUCAGCCGUUCACACCCGUGCUCGUGGACGUGCUGAACCCGAAGUCCAUCACCAUGGGCCAGCUGUACGGCGAGUUUGACGACAUGACCCACGAGUGGACGGACGGCAUUCUGUCGUCGCUUAUCCGGAUGGGCUGUGCCGCCGAGAGCGCCGACAAGAAGUGGUACAUGUUCGACGGCCCGGUCGACGCCGUCUGGAUCGAGAACAUGAACACGGUGCUGGACGACAACAAGAAGCUGUGCCUGAGCAGCGGCGAGAUCAUCAAGCUGGACGCCACGCAGACAAUGAUGUUCGAGGUGGGCGACCUGGCGCAGGCGUCGCCAGCCACCGUCAGCCGCUGCGGCAUGGUGUACCUGGAGCCGAGCGGGCUCGGCCUGCCGGCGCUGGUCGAGUCCUGGCUCGCCGACCUCCCUGAGCAGAUGAAGCCGCACGCGGACACGCUGCGCGCCCUCUGCGACGCCUGGCUCGAGCCGGGAAUCGCGCACAUGCGCGCCAACACCAAGGAGAUCGUGACGACCGUCGACUCGAACCUGUGCGCCACGCUGCUGCGCCUGCUGUCCGCCUGCUUCGUCGUGCUGACCAAGCGUCACUUCUCAGUGGAGCGGCUGCAGCUGCUGCCGGCCAUGAUUACGCCCUGGUUCAUGUUCGUCGUCGUGUGGAGCGUGGGCGGCUCGUGCGACAACGCCGGUAGACGGACUAUGGACCGCUGGGUGCGCGACAAGAUGGCCGCCGACGGGCACGAGCUGCUCUUCCCCGACGAUGGUCUGGUGUACGACUACCGGCUGGCUGACGGCGGCAUCUUCAACUUGGACCUGGAGGAGUCUGCCGUCGAGCCGCCGAGCUGGGAGCACUGGCUGGCCGGCGGCAUCCAGCUGAACCUAACCACGGCCACCCAGUUCACCGACAUCCUCAUCCCCACCAUGGAUAUCGUGCGCAACGCUAGCCUCAUCGGCAUGUACCUGACCAACGCCAUGCCGGUGCUGUGCGUGGGCAACACUGGCACCUCCAAGACCGCCACCAUCAGUGAGAAGCUGAUGACGGGCAUGCCGUCGGCCUUCCUCAGCGAGUUCAUCACCUUCUCGGCCCGCACCUCCGCAAACCAGACCCAAGACCUGAUCGACUCGAAGCUGGACCGGCGGAGGAAAGGCCAGUUCGGCCCGCCGGCGGGCAAGCAGCUGGUCUUCUUCAUCGACGACCUGAACAUGCCGGCGCUGGAGACGUACGGAGCGCAGCCGCCGCUGGAGCUCAUCAGGCAGUGGGCCGACUUCGGAGGAUGGUAUGACCGGAAGCAGAUCGGCGACUUCCGCACGCUCGUGGACGUGACGUUCAUCGCAGCCAUGGGGCCGCCGGGCGGCGGUCGGAACCCCGUCUCCGCCCGACUGCUGCGUCACUUUUGUACCAUCUCCUUCCCCGAGGUGGAGGACGAGAGCAAGCGGCACAUCUACGGCACCAUCCUGUCCGUGUGGCUGUCCCAGCUACCCGAGCUGGCCUCCAGCUGUGACGACAUCGUCUCAUCGUGCGUGGACAUGUACACGCAGCUGACGGCCCAGCUGCUGCCCACGCCCGCCAAGUCCCACUACACCUUCAACCUGCGCGACCUCAGCAAGGUGUUCCAGGGCAUCUGGAUGGCGGCCGCAGCUAAGAUUGAGGACCAGCACACGCUGCUGCGCCUCUGGUACCACGAGACGUGUCGGGUGUUCCAAGAUCGCUUGGUCAGCGAUGAAGACCGACAGUGGCUGGACCAGCUUCUGCGGGACGAGAUCAAGAACCGCUUCAAGCUGAAGCCAGAGGAGGUCCUGAACCGUGACCCCAUUCUCUUCGGCGACCUCAUGUAUCCAAACACGGAGAACAAGCCCUACUCCGAGGUUACUGAUGAGAAACAGCUGCAUAAAGUCCUGAAAGACUACAUCGACGACUACAACCAGAUGUCGACCACGCCCCUGGACAUCGUGUUCUUCAUGGACGCCAUCAAGCAUCUGUUCCGGAUCGCGCGUGUGCUGCGCCAGCCGAGGGGGAACGUCCUGCUGCUUGGCAUGGGCGGUAGCGGCCGACAGUCCCUGACCCGCUUCUCGGCCCACAUCGCCGACUGCAGCUGCAUCUCCAUCGAGCUCACCAAAACGUACGGCGUGCCCGACUGGAAGGAUGACCUUAAGGAGAUCCUGAAGAAGGCCGGCAUGAUGGACGAGCAGACGGUGUUUCUCUUCUCGGACACGCAUAAAUCGGAGGUGUUCAUGGAGGACAUCAACAGCCUGCUGAACUCUGGCGAUGUGCCAAAUCUGUUCGCCUCGGACGAGGUGGAGGAGAUCUUUCAGUCGGUGCGCGGCAUUCUGCAGGAGCAGGGCCUGCCGCCCACCACCGCCAACCUGUACGCCGCCUUCAUCCGGCGCGUGCGCUCCAACCUGCGCGUUGUCGUCACGAUGAGCCCAAUCGGCGAGACGUUCCGCGCGCGGCUUCGUCAGUUCCCCGCGCUCGUCAACUGCUGCACCAUCGACUGGUUUGCCGACUGGCCGCCGGAGGCGCUGGACGCGGUUGCGCGCCACCACCUGGAUGAUAUCACGGCCAUGCCAAACGACGACGCGCUGCGCGAGGGCGUCGUCGUCAUGUUCUCCGCCAUCCACACGGACGUGGCGGAGAGCAGUCGCCGCUUCCUGCUGGAGCUGUCGCGCCACAACUACGUCACGCCCAAGUCGUUUCUCACGCUGCUCAAGUGCUUCGCCUCGCUGCUGGGCCGCCAGCAGGAGGCCCUGACGCAGGGCAAGAACCGGCUGCGAUCCGGGCUCGACAAGCUCCUGCAGACGGGCAAGGACGUGGCCGUCAUGCAGGUCGAGCUGGAGGCCAUGCAGCCCGAGCUGGAGAACGCCGCCAUUGUGGCGGAGGAAACCAUGAAGAAAAUCGAGGUGGACACCAAGGUGGCCGAGGAGACGCGUACGGUGGUGAAAAAGAAGGAGCAGGAGGCACAGAAGCAGAAGGACGAGUCGGCGGCCAUCGCUGCUGACGCGCAGAAGGAACUCGACGAGGCGAUGCCGGCUCUGGAGGCGGCGCUUGCCAGUCUCAAGUCGCUCAACAAAAACGAUGUCGUCGAGGUUCGCGCCAUGCAGCGUCCUCCAGAGGGCGUGAAGCUGGUCAUGGAGGCCGUCUGCAUCUUAAAGUUCAUCAAGCCCAAGCGGGUGCCGGGUGACAUGCCAGGGCAGAAGUUCGACGACUACUGGGAGCCGGGCAAGUCGCUGCUGCAGGACCCUGCCCGUUUCCUCUCUUCCCUUUUCGAAUACGACAAGGACAACAUCCCAGACGACGUGAUCACCAAGCUGACGCCCUACAUCCAAAAUGACGCCUUCAUGCCGCAGGCGGUGUCGAAAGUCAGCAAGGCGUGCACGUCACUUUGCAUGUGGGGCCGUGCCAUGUACAAGUACCACUUCGUUAACAAGGCGGUGGCGCCGAAGCGCGAGGCGCUGGCGGCCGCGCAGGAGUCGCUGGCCGCCACCGAGGCAGUGCUCAACGAGGCCAAGGCGCAGCUGAAGACGGUGGAGGACGGACUGGCGCAGCUGACGGAGGAGCUCAACGCCUGCGUGGCGCACAAGCAGGACCUGGAGGAGAAGUCGGAGCAAUGCCAGCAGCGGCUGGUGCGCGCUGACAAGCUGAUCGGCGGCCUGGCGGACGAGAAGGAGCGCUGGGCCGAGACGGUGGCGGCGUUCGACGGCCUGCUCGCCUCGGUCGUCGGUGACGUGCUGCUGGCGGCCGGCAUAGUGGGCUACCUCGGCCCUUUCACAGGCGAGUACCGGCAGGCGCUCGUCACCCGCUGGAAGGAGCAGCUAAAGGAGCUCGGAAUCACCUACUCGCCGUCGGCGGGUCUGCAAGAGACGCUAGGCGACCAGAUCGUAAUCAGGAACUGGCAGUUGGCUGGCCUGCCGAAGGACACAGUGUCCACGGAUAACGCGCUUAUCAUGAGCUUCUCCGAUCGGUGGCCGCUCUUCAUCGACCCGCAGGGCCAGGCGAACAAGUGGGCCAAGAACAUGGAGAUGGGAAACGGCCUGGACGUGACGCGCCUCUCCGAGAAGGACUACCUCAGGACGCUGGAGAACAGCAUCCGUUUUGGAAAACCGUGCAUGCUGGAGAACGUGGGCGAGGAACUGGACCCCGCGAUCGAUCCUAUCUUAAUAAAGCAGCUGGUCAAGCAGGCUGGCUCGUGGGUCAUCAAACUCGGAGACUCCAUGGUCCCGUAUCACAAGGACUUCAAGCUCUAUAUCACCACCAAGAUACCAAACCCGCAUUACUCGCCGGAGGUGUGCACAAAGGUGAACAUCAUCAACUUCACUCUGGUGGAGAGUGGACUUCAGGAUCAGCUCCUGGGAGUCGUGGUCGCCGAGGAAAGGCCGGACCUCGAGGACUCAAGAAACAACCUUAUCAUCUCAAAUGCAGCGAUGAAACAAGAACUGAAAGAACUGGAAGAUAAGAUCUUAUACAAGCUGAGCUCUUCAGAGGGCUCGCCAGUCGACGAUAUUGAGCUCAUUGAGACGCUGGACGUGUCGAAGGCCAAGUCUACGGAAAUUAAAGCCAAGGUGGAGGUCGCCGAACAGACCGAGAAAGACAUAAACCUGACGCGUUCCCUGUACAUCCCUGUCUCCGUCCGGGCUCGCAUCCUCUUCUUCUGUGUGUCGAGCCUGUCGCAGAUCGACCCUAUGUACCAGUACUCUCUGGAAUGGUUCCUCAUGACAUUCCACAACAGCAUGGAGUCUGCUGAACAGUCGGACAGCGUGCCCAGCCGCGUGGAAAAUAUAAACAAUUUCUUCACCUACAGCUUGUAUCAGAACAUUUGCCGAUCACUCUUCGAGCGUCACAAGCUGCUGUUCGCCUUCCUGAUGGCCAUUCGCAUUAUGACCGAGCAGGAACUCAUCAAUAUCGAGGAGUACCGCUACUUGCUGGCUGGCGGCACCCCCUCAGAAGACGUCGUCGACAACCCGGCCGCAGACUGGCUACCGGAGCGGUGCUGGCGCGAAAUACUGGCCGCCAGCUUUCACUUGCCCAUCUUCAAGCGGCUACCGACCGACCUCGCCGACUACAAGAUCGCGCGAAAGCUGAAGACGGUGUUCGAGAGCGUGGAGCCGCACCGUGAGCGGCUGCCCGGCGACUGGGACAAGCUGGACGACUUCCAGCGGCUGGUGUUGCUCCGCUGCCUACGGCCGGACCGCGUCACCAACGGCAUGCAAGACUUCGUGGCCAAGAAUCUGGGCGACCGCUUCGUGGAGCCGCAGACUUCGAGCCUGGCCGAGAUCUUCAAGGACAGCAGUCCGAUGACGCCACUGAUCCUGGUGCUGUCCGCGGGCACCGACCCGGCUGCCGCACUCUACAAGUUCGCCGAGGAGAAGGGCUUCUCGCGCAAGAUUCUUGCCAUAUCGUUGGGCCAGGGCCAGGGGCCGCGCGCCGAGGGGCUCAUGAAACAGGGCAUCGAGAAGGGGCGCUGGGUGUUCUUCCAGAACUGCCACCUGGCGCCCUCCUGGAUGCCAACUAUGGAGCGGCUGGUGGAGGACAUGACGCCGGAGACGCUCCACAAGGACUUCCGCCUGUUGCUGACGUCCACGCCGUCCAGCUCCUUCCCGCUUUCCGUCCUGCAGAACGGCAUGAAGAUGACCAUCGAACCGCCACGCGGCGUUAAGGCGAAUAUGCUGAAGGCCUAUAUGAGCCUCGUCACGCCUGAGAUGCUGGACUCGAUCGGCGACAAGUCAAAAACGCUGCGCCGGCUGCUCUUCUCGCUGUCGCUCUUCAACGCCAUAUGUCUGGAGCGCCGGAAGUUCGGACCGCUCGGCUUCAACAUCCCGUAUGCCUUCACCGACGGCGAUCUUAGGAUCUGCAUCUCUCAGCUGCAGAUGUUCUUGGAGGAGUACACUGACAUCCCGUUCCCGGUGUUGCGCUACACGGCCGGCCACAUCAACUACGGCGGCCGUGUGACGGACGACCAGGACCGGCGCUGCAUCCUCACCGUGCUGGGAGACUUCUACCGGCCCGAGGUGCUGUCCGACGAGCACGAGUUCGACGCGAGCGGCGUCUACCACCAGGUGGACGCCAACGUGGCCUACGAAGAGUACCUGGCCUACGUCCGCAGUCUGCCCAUUAACGACUCGCCGGAGUUGUUCGGGCUGCACGCCAACGCUGACAUCACGUUCGCACAGAAUGAGACGUUCUCGUGCCUGAACACGCUGCUGCAGCUGCAGCCCCGCUCCGGCGGCCAGCAGGGCGCCUCCGCCGACGAGGUGUCCGAGCAGACGGCCCGCCAGAUCCUGCAAAAGGUCGCCGACGGAUUCGACAUCGCGCAGAUCUCGGCCAAGUAUCCUGUGAUGUACAGCGAGUCGAUGAACACCGUGCUUGUGCAGGAGGCCAUCCGCUACAACGGCCUCCUCGAGGUCAUCAAGUCAUCUCUCCACGAGCUGCUGCGUGCCCUGAAGGGUCUUGUGGUUAUGUCCCAGGGUCUCGAGUGCAUGGCUACCAGCCUCUUUAACUCCAAGGUUCCUGAGAUGUGGGCCGGCAAGGCGUAUCCGUCGCUGAAGCCGCUGGGCGCCUGGGUCGAGGACCUGAUCCUGAGGAUGCAGUUCAUCCGCGGUUGGAUGGAUGACGGCAUGCCACCUGUGUACUGGAUCUCCGGCUUCUUCUUCCCUCAGGCGUUUCUCACCGGCACCCUGCAGAACUUCGCGCGUCGUCACGUGGUCAGCAUCGAUACAGUGUCGUUCGGCUUCAGCGUGCUGGCCGAGGAGCCAGAGGAGGCGCCGGCGGACGGCUGUUACGUCCGCGGUCUCUUCCUGGAGGGCGCCGCGUGGGACGCGCGCGCCGCGGCGCUCGGCGAGUCGAGGCCGCGCGAGCUCUACACGCCCAUGCCGAUCAUGUGGCUGCUGCCGGUGGAGAACCGGCGGCCGCCGUCUGGCGGCUUCUAUCUCUGUCCCGUGUACAAGACGCUGAAGCGAGCCGGCACGCUCAGCACCACCGGCCACAGCACCAACUACGUGCUGUCGGUGGAGCUGCCGUCGAAGAUGCCGCAGGAGCACUGGAUCAAGCGCGGGCUGGCGCUCAUCUGUGCGUUAGACUUCUGA
Messenger RNA from Pollicipes pollicipes, 11521 nucleotides. Its product is annotated as dynein heavy chain 1, axonemal-like. Gene Ontology annotation, molecular function: ATP binding; dynein intermediate chain binding; dynein light intermediate chain binding. NCBI's taxonomy places the organism in Eukaryota, Metazoa, Arthropoda, Thecostraca, Pollicipedomorpha, Pollicipedidae. The record is from RefSeq and is a predicted model, not a curated record. Gene Ontology annotation, cellular component: dynein complex. Gene Ontology annotation, biological process: microtubule-based movement.